AUGAAGUUAGUUACGAUUGGCACUCAUGCAAUUCUGGGCGAAAGAGACCUGCCGGCUCUGAAAACAGCCACGAAACAGGAUGCGACAACUACAGAACAAGCUACCAGCAAGAAUGAUGAUCAGACUAAGACUACCACCACCAACGACAAGCCUAAAUCUACAAAUACAGGAAAAGAUGAUCAGACGACAACCAAGAAGAAGGCAAUGCCACAUUUAACAUCGAAAACUACAUCGACCAUCGAUUCAGCACAGACGUCGUUUUCUUAUUCCUCUUCUUCCUCUUCGCAUUACACGACUCCGACCAUAGAUAUUCCAUCAGCGAAAGGAAAUCCCUAUGUGUGGUCAUCAGAUAAGCCCACGGGUACAGUGUUUAUUGCAGUUGGUGCAGUUGCUGGUUUCCUAUUUCUCGCUGUUUUGAUCUUUUUACUCGUGAAUAGUUGGAUAACUUACUCGCAAGCUAAACAGUUGAAGAGGUUUAACAAUAUUGAAAAGCAAUUUCAGAAUCCAUUCAUUGAUGAUAUUGAUUUUGGAUCUAGUGGUGGAUACUACAAGGCGGAUGCCGAUGAGGAUGAUGCUUCAGUAGCGGGUGGAAGUCCUGCUAAAAAAAAUAAAUCCAAGCAUAAUAAACACUCUCGAAACAAUUCUUCAUAUGCCCCAUACAAGCGGGCAUCACAUAGCAUGAUCCGAUUACUAGGAGGCUCCACGGACGAGCUGACAAAUCAGACUUCACCAAGUGUAGGUGGGAACAACAUAUACAUGCAUCAGCAUGGAAUGGACUCCCUGAAUGGGCUGGAGAGAGUUGAAGCGAUUGAUGUUGCCAAUCUGGAGCAAAGAAAGUCGUUAUACAUAUCACCUACUAUGGAAGUUGUGAACCAACAACGUCGGUCCACGCUUUUCAACAAUUUGAACCAAUCUGUGCUUUCAAUGGACACUCCAGAUUCGAGAGAGACCGAACCUGUGAAGGAGCCUCCACGGACUGUUUCACCGGAAAGAAGGACAUAUAAACACGAGAAGAACGCUUCAAGUUUAAGUAAACUUGUCGAUUCAACGAUAGACCUGACUGCUGCCACUACCUCACAACAAAACAGAGUGAAAACGCAUAAAAAGAACACAUCGAUUACACCAUCCGAAUUCUUAGAGCAUAUGUUAGAAGAUGAUGAUUAA
Messenger RNA from Kluyveromyces marxianus DMKU3-1042, 1164 nucleotides. RefSeq lists its product as uncharacterized. The coding region runs from base 1 to 1164 and encodes 387 amino acids. The transcript has a single exon. The record is from RefSeq and is a predicted model, not a curated record. NCBI's taxonomy places the organism in Eukaryota, Fungi, Ascomycota, Saccharomycetes, Saccharomycetales, Saccharomycetaceae. Gene Ontology annotation, cellular component: fungal-type vacuole; cellular bud neck.